This is a messenger RNA of Sciurus carolinensis (gray squirrel), 528 nucleotides long. It is a transcript of the gene Sntn, whose product is annotated as sentan, cilia apical structure protein. The record is from RefSeq and is a predicted model, not a curated record. Gene Ontology annotation, molecular function: transition metal ion binding; protein binding. The transcript is spliced from 4 exons. The coding region runs from base 30 to 452 and encodes 140 amino acids. NCBI's taxonomy places the organism in Eukaryota, Metazoa, Chordata, Mammalia, Rodentia, Sciuridae.
CACACAGAGACCAGAAGAAGGGUAUCUGCAUGCACAGUACCCAGGACCAAGCAAUCCACUUGGAAGAGGAGUCUAAUCCUUCAGCAACCCCAACAUCCUCUAGGAAAAUGCCCAAAAGCAUUUCAAUAUCCAAGCAACUGGCUUCAAUUAAAGCUUUAAAGAAGGGUUCAGAUCUGGAAAAAGCCAUUGCUACUGCCGCUUUGAUUUUCCGAAACUCUUCUGACCCCGACGGCAAACUUGGAAAAGCUACUGCCAAAAAUCUGCUGCAAACUCAAUUUAGGAAUUUCACAGAGGGACAGGAAACCAAGCCAAAAUACCAAGAGAUCCUUUCUGAACUGGAUGAGCAUACAGAAAAUAAGCUUGAUUUCGAGGACUUCAUGGUCUUGCUCCUAAGCCUUACCAUCAUGUCAGAUCUACUACAAAAUAUAUGGAGUGCAAAAAAUGAGAAGUAACAGUUUUAAAUGUGAGGAUUGAUAAAAUAAUGUCACGGCACAGUGUCAAAUGAUUAAAGAUUUUUUUUUUUCCUUC